AUGCCCGUCGGCACUCGAAGUGUACUUUUCCUCGUCCUACUCAUUCUGCUGAUGUUCGGAGGAAUUUCUGACGGGAGACCGGUCAGUUUUCUAUGGGAAAAUGUUUAUUGUUCAUUCAUUUCAGGUGGUGAAAAGUGGUUACAGCAAGAAUCAUCCGUUCCAUCUUGCGAAAGGAAACACAUCACAAGUAGGUUAUUCGAUUUGCGAACAUUCUAAGCCAAGAGCGAGUCAAUUUCGUUCGGGAAUGAGCAAAUUGAAAGCAGAGUGCUCUGCAAGUGCGCUCUAGCAAACUAUUGGCGGAAAAAAACAAAGAAUUUUGCUCAACGCUCUUUAAUUUCAGCCAUUUUCGCUGUACAGCUCUCAAAAUGCUCUAAAGCUCAUUUUCAGAACGAAGACGGAUUCUGGAACAACGUCUACUUUGUGAUCACCGCCAGCGACUCUUUCUUCGGCGGGUAA
Caenorhabditis sp. 36 PRJEB53466 is the source of this 456-nucleotide messenger RNA. The record is from the annotation of a GenBank genome assembly. NCBI's taxonomy places the organism in Eukaryota, Metazoa, Nematoda, Chromadorea, Rhabditida, Rhabditidae.